CAUCUUUACCUUAUAAAAAUAUAAAGGAGCCGCUUCUCUACAGCCGGAUGUAUUUGCUUCUCCCGUACACAACCUGCUCCAUUCUUGGCGAGCGUUCAGGCGAAAGAGGAAAAAGAGAGGAGUGCACCGCGAGUGUACAGCUCGAAGAUCCACUUCCAAGUGCUUCCUUUUAGGUGAGAUUGAACUUUGAUUUCUUCCUCAUUCUUAUUAGUUCAAGCUAGGGUUUCAGAAGAUCUCUAUUCUGUGACUUCCAAAUCUUCGCCUCACCCACAACGCCGCCAUGGUGGUCCGGCUACGACAUCCUACGAUGCGGCGGCAUUUGCUUCUCCAUUGCCGUGGGCAAUGCUAUAGUGCUAACACAGUAGGAACGAGGAUAAUCUUAUAUACCUUCAAGCAAAUAGACAAUCGGAGGAACUUCACAAAGAUGGAAAUUACUCCAAUAUCACAACUACGUCCAGGAAAGUUAAAUUAUGCUUUACAUGUGCGAAUAUCUAGAAUGUGGGAGUUUAGAGGCACAAAUGAACAGAACGACAUCAAACACCUUGACCUUGUUCUCAUCGAUCAAAAGGGAAAUUCAAUAUAUGCAGAGAUUCCACCAGAUGCAAUUGCUGUCUUAAAAAGCCACAUCUACACGAAAAAAAGAUUGUAUACAUAUCCAAAAUAACAAUUGAACGAGCUAAACUGGGAUUCAGAGUUGUUGACAAUCCUUAUAUGGUAAAGCUCAACAAGAGAACCAUUGUGCUUGAAGAUAAGGAUCAAAUUCAAGGUUUUCCUAAAUAUACAUUCUCACUAACACCCUUAGAUAAGUUGGACCAAUACAAAAACAAGACCGAUCGUUUUAUAGAUGUCAUUGCUAAGAUCAGUGGAGUAUCAAAUGUAGCAAAGGUUCCUACAACCUCAGGAGAUCAGCAAAUGAGGAGAGUUGUAUUAUUAGAAGACCUUAAGGGAAACAUGAUUGAGCUAUCACUAUCAGGAAAAAGAGCUUUGGAAUUUGACGGAGAUCAAGUUUUAGAUGUGGGUCAGCAACAUCAUGUUAUUGCAAUAUUUGUAGGAACCUUAGUCAAACUUUACAAAGGUGAAUAUACAUUCUUGAGUGGAACAUCAGCAUGCCGGUGGUACAUCAACGAAAAUGACAUUGCUGAAAUCAAGGCUUUCCAGAAAAGUUUGCCAAGUGAACCUGUACCUAUCAAAAAGACCUAUCUCCAAAAUGAUGAUGCAACUCACAAAUUUGAGGAGAAAAGUCUGGAACAGCUCAAGCAUGUAGACCCUUUCCUUGACAUGGGACAAAGAUAUCAGUGCACAGCUACUAUAAUUGGUAUCACAGAAAACCAAACAUGGUGUUACAAAGCAUGCAAGAUCUGUAACUCAGCAAUCAUUCAAAAGGAAAAUGGUUAUAAAUGCACAAAGGAAGGAUGUCCAUCUACACAAUUUGAAUGGAAGUACAAGAUACCAUUCAUUGCAAGUGACCACACCUAUAAUCUAGAGUUUAUGUUCUUUGAAAAAAAGGGAAUGGAGCUUAUAGGAAAGAGUGCAUCGACUCUUCGAAAACAAUAUGAACCAAAGGAGAUACCACCGGAUAUAACAUCUUGGAUAGGUUAUAAAUUCACUUUUGUUGUUAGAGUCCUAUCAAAGAAAAGUGUCAAGACUAUUGAUCCAUCCUUUGAAGUGCUUAUGAUAAAAGAAAAAUACCAGAAGGAACCUAUUAUAUCAUUUAUCAGCUCAAGUGGAGUUGUACCAGCAGAAUCAUCUUCCUCUACAAUGGCAGAAUACAAGGAAUUACCAUUGCUAGUGCCAAUUACCUCCAAAGACAUAGAAAAAAAGGAGCGAUCCACUUCACAACCAGAACACACCGAAGAAACUCAAGAUAUGGACAUUGAACCAUCUGGCAUUUGGGAAGAAUCUCAGAUUUCAAACAAAAGAAGCUUUGGAGACCCAAACUAUGACAAACAAGAAACAACUGAUGACAAAGAUGACCUUCCACAAUUCAAGAAAAUCAGGAGUACCCACUCUCAAGGAAAAAGCAAAAAAUGAUGCAUGAUAGACUAAGAAGACAAAGUAAAGUAGUAGACUUUAAAAGAUCUUGACUAAAGUAAUAUAUCUAUAUUUUCUGUUUCGAUAAACAACGAUAGCGCUAGUGCUACAUCUUUUAAUGUAUAUAACCAUGUAGUAUCAAUAGCGCUACAUCUUAAGCGUGUAGCACCAGCAGCGCUACAUAUUUUGAUGUAUAUAAGCAUGUAGCAUCAAUAGCGCUACAUCUUUUGUUAAAUAUAAGCACAUCUUUUGAUAUAUAUAAGCAUGUAGCAUCAA
Molecule: messenger RNA, 2307 nt
Organism: Zea mays
Lineage: Eukaryota; Viridiplantae; Streptophyta; Magnoliopsida; Poales; Poaceae
Exons: 12
Coding region: 712-2031 (439 amino acids)
Source: RefSeq, a predicted model, not a curated record